AUUGAUUAGGUACAGAAUAAUUGGGGCACAGCUGUUGCAGUGUGUCGUUGGCGUCAUAGUAUUGAACGUGGAAGCUGGUGGGUACAGCCGUUAAUGCAGCGACUGCGGUGACGGAACAUGUGAUGGGAUCACGCAUAUAACGAGGACUUCCUGUGCUGAAAGCUGCAUUGGUCGUACAAAACAGGAGGGACAAAGAAGGAUAUAAUUCGUAAUAGCCACUGGUUGCACUAGGAUCGAAAUCAGAAAUUCCUGCCUAGUUCGGCAUGAGUGUAAACUGGACUUUUACGGUUAAUUUACUCCCUUGCCUUGGGAAGCUGCACAAACUCAUAAAGCCCACCUGGUCAUAGCCAAGGUGGUGAAGCGUCAGCUCAUCAGGUCAAACGCUUGGGUUCGAUUCCCCUUCCUGUGUACAAUGUCUUCAACCUAUUUCCUUUGUACCCCUCUGGUUAGGGGCCCUCCAUCGCCUCGUUCCCAUGAAAUGAUGACGUGUGUUUAUUUUCUAGACUUUCUGUGCUGAAAGCUGCAAUGGUCGUACACAAAAGGAUCAAAUAUGUCCUUGUUGCAUUGACAGUAACCUCAGUAGCACUCAGUGCAGGAUUAUACGCGUUGCUAGGAAACGUAAAGAAACAAAUAAAUGUGACCGUGCUUAUUGAAGGGAAAGCAGAACGAAGAACGCUGAUCAGACAUGUGAGUUUGCCUGAAUCAAAGUUCUCAAAAUCAUCGCUUGUCAAAUCAAGCCAAAUGACUCGUUUAAAUGUGACAUUUGAUGAGAAACCGCCCUGCGAAGCUCUAAUAGAAGGAGAUGGGGAACGGAUAAGGAGAGCUUUUAGUUAUGCCAAACGCCAUCCCUAUACACGGAACACUCAUUGCUUAAAUAUGGCGAGGGACUGCGAAACAUUUUUAAAGGAGUGUCCAUAUAUCCUAAACGCAAGCGCCGAAGAGACUGGGUUCCCUCUUGCGUUUAGUAUAGUGAUGUACAAGGAUGUGGAGCAGGUGGAGAGGCUUCUGAGAACCAUUUAUAGACCAACGAACUUCUAUUGUAUUCAUGUCGACAAAAAUGCAUCUGAGUUGGUCAAAAAUGAUAUAAAACACAUUGUGAACUGUUUGCCAAAUGUGUUCACUCCUACAAAGGUGUUCGGUGUUGUGUGGGGGGAGUUUUCAGUCCUUGGGGCCGAUCUGUCGUGUAUGGAAGACCUGCUGGGACAUCCAGGGUGGCGAUACUUUAUCAAUCUGACCGGGCAGGAAUAUCCUCUCAAGACCAAUCUCGAAAUUGUCAGGAUUUUGAAGAUAAUGAAAGGAGCUAACAUCGUUGAUGCAAAUAGUCAGUCGCGAUGGAGAUGGCGUCGUUGGGACAUGGCGGGUCCUCCGCCCCACAACAUCUCGCUCUACAAAGGCAACGUCCAUGUUGCUGUAAACAGGGACUUCGUCGACUACGCCAUCAACAACCCCAUUGCAAAGGACUUUACAAGAUGGCUAACACACACUAAAGUUCCCGAUGAAACGUUUUUCGCCACUUUGAAUCACAAUCCGCAACUCCACAUCCCCGGAUCAUCAACAGGUCCGGUGGACACGGAUUAUGACAAGAAACCCUAUAUAGCUCGCUUCAAAAAUUGGGGACCUCAAUGGGGAGAGAAGUCUUUUGAUUGGCCCUGCGGCGGUGUACGCAACCAUAACGUUUGCGUGUUUGGUAUGAGUGAUCUCCCCUUGUUGACGUCGAGGAGGGAAUUAUUUGCCAACAAGUUUUAUGUCGACUAUCAGCCACAGACAUUCGACUGCAUGGAGGAAUGGUUGAGAAACAGGACUGCCCUAGAAUAUAAAGGAAUGUUUGAGUUCAAUUACACAUUUUACCGAACUAUGCCUCAUCUUAACUUUGUAUAUAGGCCUGAUACGUGAAAAAAAAUCCAAACAAG
Haliotis rufescens (red abalone) is the source of this 1910-nucleotide messenger RNA. RefSeq names its product beta-1,3-galactosyl-O-glycosyl-glycoprotein beta-1,6-N-acetylglucosaminyltransferase-like. Lineage: Eukaryota; Metazoa; Mollusca; Gastropoda; Lepetellida; Haliotidae. The coding region runs from base 526 to 1893 and encodes 455 amino acids. Gene Ontology annotation, molecular function: glycosyltransferase activity. The record is from RefSeq and is a predicted model, not a curated record. Gene Ontology annotation, cellular component: membrane. The transcript is spliced from 4 exons.